UUCUUUUCUUUUCUUUUCUUUUUUUUUUAAAUUCCUGCCUCGGCUGCUCCCUCCUUCCGGAGAAGCGCAGCAUCCGAUCGCCUGGCGCCGGGGCCGGCUCGCCUUGCACCAUGGACUGGCAGCCCGACGAGCAGGGCCUACAGCAGGUCCUGCAGUUGCUGAAAGACUCGCAGUCCCCCAACACGGCCACGCAGCGCAUCGUCCAGGAUAAACUCAAGCAGCUGAACCAGUUCCCAGACUUCAACAACUACCUGAUCUUCGUCCUGACUCGACUCAAGUCUGAAGAUGAGCCUACGCGUUCCCUCAGUGGCCUCAUCCUCAAGAACAAUGUGAAGGCUCAUUACCAGAGCUUCCCACCACCUGUAGCCGACUUCAUCAAGCAGGAGUGUCUGAACAACAUUGGCGAUGCAUCUUCCCUCAUCCGGGCCACCAUUGGCAUCCUCAUCACCACCAUCGCAUCCAAGGGGGAGCUCCAGAUGUGGCCCGAGCUGCUGCCCCAGCUGUGUAACCUGCUCAAUUCCGAGGAUUAUAACACAUGCGAGGGAGCCUUCGGUGCCCUGCAAAAGAUCUGUGAGGACUCCUCGGAGCUGCUGGACAGCGAUGCCCUCAACAGGCCCCUCAACGUCAUGAUCCCCAAGUUCCUGCAGUUUUUCAAACACUGCAGCCCCAAGAUCCGGUCCCACGCUAUCGCCUGCGUGAACCAGUUCAUCAUGGACCGUGCCCAGGCGCUGAUGGACAACAUUGACACCUUCAUCGAGCACCUGUUUGCCCUGGCGGUGGACGAUGACCCGGAGGUGCGCAAGAAUGUGUGUCGCGCGCUGGUCAUGCUGCUCGAGGUCCGCAUCGACAGGCUCAUCCCGCACAUGCACAGCAUCAUCCAGUACAUGCUGCAGAGGACCCAGGACCACGACGAGAACGUGGCGCUGGAGGCCUGCGAGUUCUGGCUGACACUGGCCGAGCAGCCCAUCUGCAAGGAGGUCCUGGCGUCCCACCUGGUCCAGCUCAUCCCCAUCCUGGUGAAUGGCAUGAAGUACUCGGAGAUCGACAUUAUACUCCUGAAGGGUGACGUAGAAGAGGACGAGGCAGUGCCUGACAGUGAGCAGGACAUCAAGCCCCGCUUCCACAAGUCCCGCACCGUCACACUGCCCCACGAGGCCGAGCGGCCCGACGGAUCCGAGGACGCGGAGGACGACGACGAUGACGAUGCCCUCUCCGACUGGAACCUGAGGAAGUGCUCGGCGGCUGCCCUGGACGUCCUGGCCAACGUCUUCCGGGAGGAGCUUCUGCCCCAUCUCCUGCCACUACUCAAGGGGCUCCUCUUCCACCCUGAGUGGGUGGUCAAGGAGUCGGGCAUCCUGGUGCUGGGCGCCAUUGCCGAGGGCUGCAUGCAAGGCAUGGUCCCCUACCUGCCCGAGCUGAUCCCGCACCUCAUCCAGUGCCUAUCCGACAAGAAGGCCCUGGUCCGCUCCAUCGCCUGCUGGACGCUGAGCCGAUACGCCCACUGGGUGGUCAGCCAGCCCCCCGACAUGCACCUCAAGCCCCUCAUGACCGAGCUGCUCAAGCGCAUCCUGGAUGGCAACAAGAGGGUGCAGGAGGCGGCCUGCAGCGCCUUUGCCACCCUGGAGGAGGAGGCGUGCACGGAGCUGGUGCCCUACCUCAGCUACAUCCUCGACACCCUGGUCUUCGCAUUCGGCAAGUACCAGCACAAGAACCUGCUCAUCCUCUACGACGCCAUCGGCACUCUGGCCGAUUCGGUGGGCCACCACCUCAACCAGCCGGAGUACAUCCAGAAGCUGAUGCCGCCGCUGAUCCAGAAGUGGAAUGAACUUAAGGAUGAAGAUAAGGACCUCUUUCCCCUGCUGGAGUGCUUGUCCUCCGUGGCCACUGCCCUGCAGAGCGGGUUCCUGCCCUACUGCGAGCCGGUCUACCAGCGCUGCGUGACCCUGGUGCAGAAGACACUGGCCCAGGCCAUGAUGUACACGCAGCACCCGGAGCAGUACGAGGCCCCCGACAAGGACUUCAUGAUCGUGGCGCUGGAUCUGCUCAGCGGCCUGGCCGAGGGCCUGGGCGGCCAUGUGGAGCAGCUGGUGGCCCGCAGCAACAUCAUGACCCUGCUGUUCCAGUGCAUGCAGGACUCAAUGCCCGAGGUCCGGCAGAGUUCCUUUGCGCUCCUGGGUGACCUCACCAAAGCCUGCUUCAUCCACGUCAAGCCUUGCAUCGCUGAAUUCAUGCCCAUCCUGGGCACCAACCUGAACCCCGAGUUCAUCUCUGUAUGCAACAACGCCACCUGGGCCAUUGGGGAGAUCUGCAUGCAGAUGGGUGCUGAGAUGCAGCCCUACGUGCAGAUGGUCCUCAACAACCUGGUGGAGAUCAUCAACAGGCCCAACACGCCCAAGACACUUCUGGAAAACACAGGUCGCCUGACGAAUCCCUCUGCCAUUCCAGCCAUCACCAUCGGCCGCCUGGGCUACGUGUGCCCCCAAGAGGUGGCCCCGAUGCUCCAGCAGUUCAUCCGGCCGUGGUGCACCUCGCUCAGGAACAUUCGGGACAAUGAAGAGAAGGACUCGGCCUUCCGGGGCAUCUGCAUGAUGAUCGGCGUCAACCCCGGGGGCGUGGUGCAGGAUUUCAUCUUCUUCUGUGACGCUGUGGCCUCCUGGGUGAGCCCAAAGGAUGAUCUUCGGGACAUGUUCUACAAGAUUCUCCACGGCUUCAAAGACCAAGUCGGGGAGGAGAAUUGGCAGCAGUUUUCGGAGCAGUUCCCGCCGCUGCUCAAGGAAAGACUGGCCGCAUUCUACGGGGUCUAGACAAGUUAGCGGGGGGACUACCAGGUUUCUGUCUGCGUCGUCGUCGGAGGGGUCCGUCGGGCGGGAGAGCGCUGCGCCCAGAAGUCGCCAAGCCCUUGGUCGAGGGGGGUUGGGAGGAGAGAGGGCCCCACAUGCAGACGUGCUCUCCGGGCCGUCUCCCCGGCUCGCCUGCUCAGCCCAGGUGCUGGGGGGCAAGUGGGAGGGGCCUCCACGCUCAUCUGAUAGACGGGAGGGGGGUGGGACUUCCUGACCGGGGCCCAGACUGACAUAGGGUCCCCUCGGGCAGCCCAUGGGGGGGGCCCUGCCCCGGGGGAGGGAGGCAUCACAUGCCAAGGGGAACCAGCUUAGGGUGAGGCGCUGGGCCAGCAGGUGGGGAGGGGGGUCCUUGUAGACAUGUAUGCUCACAUGUACACAUGUGGCCACACGCAUGUGUGGGCGCAGCCGUCAGCCAAGCUAGGCUAGCCGCCCCCUAUUUCCCCGACUGCAUGGAGACAGUAGAAUUAGUGAACCCCCUGAGUUAGCCCGUAAGGCCUUCGUAAACCUGCACCCUAGAGUUUAAGAAGCUUCCGC
Messenger RNA from Suncus etruscus (white-toothed pygmy shrew), 3374 nucleotides. It is a transcript of the gene TNPO2, whose product is annotated as transportin 2. The coding region runs from base 111 to 2804 and encodes 897 amino acids. NCBI's taxonomy places the organism in Eukaryota, Metazoa, Chordata, Mammalia, Eulipotyphla, Soricidae. Gene Ontology annotation, molecular function: small GTPase binding; nuclear import signal receptor activity. The transcript has 25 exons. Gene Ontology annotation, biological process: protein import into nucleus. Gene Ontology annotation, cellular component: nucleus; cytoplasm. The record is from RefSeq and is a predicted model, not a curated record.